AUGGCACCCAUGAAGGUGGAAGAAUUGAAGAAGCAGUUGGAGGAACUUCGGGCUUUGGGCUUUAUUCACCCAAGUAGUUCUCCUUGGGGAACGCCGGUCCUAUUCGUUAAGAAGAAGGACGGGUCAUUGAGACUUUGUGUGGAUUACAGGGAGCUAAAUAAAGUGACCAUCAAGAACAAGUAUCCAUUACCAAGGAUUGACGAUCUGUUUGAUCAGCUUAGGGAGGCGCAGUUCUUCUCAAAGAUCAACCUACGUUCUGGAUACCAUCAAGAAGAAGUGAAGUUUCUUGGCCACGUCAUUACUAGAGAAGGAUUAGCCGUAGAUCCGGCUAAAGUCAAGUCCGUGCUUAAGAGGCAGCAACCCACUAAUUUCAUGGAAAUUCGAAGCUUUUUGGGUUUAGCGGGAUACUACAGACGGUUUAUUCGAGGGUUUUCUUUGGCAAAUGUUGGAAGAAUAAGGGACUUUGAUUUCGAGUGGAGAUUACAGUCAGCUACUAAGCAUUUUGCAAGCUUAUCCAUUCAACCAUCACUUAUAUCUCGAGUCAUUGAGGUGCAACAGGCAGACCCAGCGAUCAUCAAUCGCCAUAAGGAAAUGACUGAUGAUGGUUCGUCCGAGUGGCAAGUCAGUGUAAAUGGUGGACUUCGCUAUAAAAUGCGAUUGUAUGUGUCAGAAGAUGAUGAGCUGAGGCAAGAAAUAUUAACCAACGCACACCAGUCCAAAUUCACGAUCCACCCUGGUAGUACAAAGAUGUCCCGCAAUGUUAAGAGACAAUAUUGGUGGCCAGGGAUGAAGUGUCACAUUACUGAAUUUGUCGCCCAAUGCGAUACAUGUAAAAGGGUCAAGGCAGAGCAUAAACUACCCUUUGGUACCUUGCAACAACUAGAGAUUCCUUAG
Messenger RNA from Magnolia sinica, 894 nucleotides. RefSeq lists its product as uncharacterized. The coding region runs from base 1 to 894 and encodes 297 amino acids. The transcript is spliced from 3 exons. NCBI's taxonomy places the organism in Eukaryota, Viridiplantae, Streptophyta, Magnoliopsida, Magnoliales, Magnoliaceae. The record is from RefSeq and is a predicted model, not a curated record.